This is a messenger RNA of Lactuca sativa (garden lettuce), 2354 nucleotides long. Lineage: Eukaryota; Viridiplantae; Streptophyta; Magnoliopsida; Asterales; Asteraceae. The record is from RefSeq and is a predicted model, not a curated record.
CUUUCCUUCAUCAAAACUAUCACCGUCUUCACAAUCAAGUGAUCAACACCAUUCACUCUUCUGCGCAUUUUUGACAUUUGGACCGACUUCAAGAUCUGAUUGUAUAUAAGGGUUCAGUUUGCAAAACGUAUGAGCUUGUUCAUCAACCUGUGUUGUAAUUGUAAUUGUAAUUGUAAUUGUUCCAAUUCCAAUCACUUCAGCACUUGCCUUCUCUUUUUCUUUCUUCAUCGCUCCCCUCAAUUGUUACCUACUUCCCGUUUUCAAUUUGAUAACCCUUGGAUACUACAACACCCAUUACUUUAGUUUAUCGCACAAUUGUGUUCUUGUUAGUUUUCCGCAAAGGGAAAUUGUCUCCAUCACCAACUACUACAUGGGUUCGUCAGCCAAGAAUAAACCCCAAUUGAUACAAGCACCCUGUUAUUCAGCCAUCAAAACAGGGCGUUCGACUUCACCAUCUGUAAUUGUAGUUGGAGGUGGCUUUGCUGGGAUAGCUGCUGCUCGUGCCCUCCAUGAUGCUUCAUUCCGGGUUAUAUUACUCGAAUCUCGUGAAAGAAUUGGUGGUCGAGUUAGGACAGAUUACUCAUUUGGUUUUCCCGUGGACUUAGGGGCAUCUUGGUUGCAUGGAGUUUGCAAAGAGAAUCCCUUGGCACCUCUUAUUGGAAGACUUGGGUUACCUCUCUAUCGUACAAGUGGUGACAACUCAGUGCUAUAUGAUCAUGAUUUGGAAAGCUAUGCACUUUUUGACAUGGAUGGGAAUCAAGUUCCUCAAGAACUCGUUUCACAAGUAGGUGAAACAUUUGAGAGCAUAUUGCAAGAGGCAUGUCUUCUCUCUCUCUCUCUCUCUCUCUCUCUCUCUCUCUCUCUCUCUCUCUCUCUCUCUCUCUCUCAUUUUGGAUUUUCUGCUUGUUCUCUUUUUGACAUGGAGGGUAGUUUAUUGCAGACAAAUAAAGUAAGAGAAGAGUUAAGUGAAGAUUCAUCUAUACAACAUGCAAUCUCAAUCGUCUUUGAAAGAAACCCAAAACUAAGAUUGCAGGGGCUUUCUCAUAAGGUAUUACAAUGGUAUCUGUGUAGAAUGGAAGGGUGGUUUGCUGCUGAUGCUGACACCAUAUCUCUCAAAUGUUGGGACAAAGAAGAGUUGUUGCCAGGUGGACAUGGGCUAAUGGUCCGAGGUUAUCAACCUGUUAUAAACACACUUGCAAAAGGCCUUGACAUCCGCUUAGGUCACAGGGUAAAGAAGAUAAACAGGCGUACAAAUGGUGUGAAGAUAACCAUAGAAAAUGGCAACACAUUCUUUGCAGAUGCAGCCAUAGUUGCUGUCCCUUUAGGUGUUUUGAAAUCAAACACCAUUACUUUCGAACCAAGACUACCUAAAUGGAAGGAAGAAGCCAUAGCUGACCUUGGAGUUGGAAUUGAGAACAAGAUCAUUUUACAUUUCGAGAAAGUAUUUUGGCCAAAUGUCGAGUUUUUAGGAGUUGUUGCAGAUACUUCAUAUGGAUGUAGCUACUUUCUUAAUCUUCACAAAGCUACAGGUCAUCCUGUUCUUGUUUACAUGCCUGCAGGAAAACUAGCAAGAGAUAUCGAGAAAAUGUCAGAUGAAGCUGCAUCUAGUUUCGCUUUUAUACAGCUUAAAAAGAUUCUUCCAGAUGCUUCCGCCCCAAUUCAGUAUUUGGUUUCUCAUUGGGGAAGUGAUGUGAAUUCAUUAGGGUCAUAUAGCUAUGAUACAGUAGGAAAACCCCAUGAUCUGUAUGAUAAGCUGAGGAUCCCUGUGGAUAACUUAUUCUUUGCAGGGGAGGCAACAAGUUCUGAAUACCCAGGGUCUGUUCAUGGUGCUUAUUCAACUGGAUUAAUGGCUGCAGAAGAUUGCAGGAUGCGUGUUCUUGAACGUUAUGGGGAGCUGGAUCUUUUUCAAUCUGUUAUGGGUGAGGAUACCCUUGCUUCUGUGCCAUUGUUGAUAUCGCGUAUAUAAAGUCUUGUUAAUGUAUUAAGUGCUUAAGAGACAAGUGUAAAAUGGAGUGUAAUGUACUUGAAGUUAUAGUGCUGAUAUAUGUACCUUAAGUUGGCAUAUUGCAAGUGUAAAGUUUUUUUUUUUUUUUAAAUGGAAUUGCUGAAGAUAUGCUUAAGAAAAGCAGACAAUAGUUGGCAAAUAGUGGUAGUACUAUUAAAAUAUUAAUGAAUGUGGUAUAUUGAUUAGGUGAGUGAUAUGAUAAAUCAUUUGUCGAUACUUGGUUGAUCUAUAAUCGUGUAUGAGGUGUGUUUAUUUCCAUUUAAAGUUUUAAUUUCUGUAAAACACCAAACAUGAGAAAAGUAAUAAUAUGUUUUUUAUGUAAAACACCAAACAUGAGAAAAUUAUUUGA